AUGUUGCUCAACCGUAUUUCAAGCCACGUUUCUGCAAUAUUUACGGUCAUUCUGAGCCCGGCCUUGAGUGGUUACACAUUAUGUACUUACGGUGAUAGAGUUGUACAUAAUGGUUUCAUCGCAGGAAGUGUUGUAGAGUACACUUGUCCCAACUCUACGUUUAUGCUAAACAGCAGUGCUGUAAAUAGUCCGAAUACCGACACAGCGGUCGGCUUUAUUACGACACAUGUAUGA
Molecule: messenger RNA, 234 nt
Organism: Dicrocoelium dendriticum
Lineage: Eukaryota; Metazoa; Platyhelminthes; Trematoda; Plagiorchiida; Dicrocoeliidae
Source: the annotation of a GenBank genome assembly